CAACUGAACCAAUCAGCUGCAACCAUGGAUUUUGUGAUGAAGCAAGCGUUAGGUGGUGCCACCAAAGACAUGGGCAAGAUGCUGGGUGGGGAGGAGAAGGAGGACCCAGACGCAUCCAAGAAGGAGGAGGAGCGUCAGGAGGCGCUGAGGCAGCAGGAGGACGAGAGGAAGGCCAAGCACUCCCGCAUGGAGGCCGAGAGGGAGAAGGUUCGGCAGACCAUCAGGGACAAGUAUGGGCUGAAGAAGAAGGAGGAGAAGGAGGCGGAGGAGAAGGCGGCGAUGGAGCAGGCGUGCGAGGGCUCCCUGACCCGUCCGAAGAAGGCCAUCCCCCGAGGCUGCGGAGACGACGAGGAGGAAGAGGAGGAGAGCAUCCUGGACACGGUGCUCAAGUAUCUGCCCGGACCUCUGCAGGACAUGUUCAAGAAGUAA
Messenger RNA from Limanda limanda (common dab), 429 nucleotides. RefSeq names its product complexin-2. The record is from RefSeq and is a predicted model, not a curated record. NCBI's taxonomy places the organism in Eukaryota, Metazoa, Chordata, Actinopteri, Pleuronectiformes, Pleuronectidae. Gene Ontology annotation, cellular component: terminal bouton; SNARE complex. The transcript has 3 exons. Bases 25 to 429 code for a protein of 134 amino acids. Gene Ontology annotation, molecular function: syntaxin binding. Gene Ontology annotation, biological process: neurotransmitter transport; synaptic vesicle exocytosis; regulation of neurotransmitter secretion.